AUGCGUGUCAGCACUCUUGUUUCAUCAGUACUUGCAACCUGCACCUUUGCCUCAAAUGUGAUCAAGGUUGAUGACGUGCAGUAUUAUGUUCCCUCUAAGGUUGAGUUGAUGUAUAAUUUUAACGCCAUUGAGCCAUUUCCGAUCACAGUGGUAACUUUACUUGAUCAAUGCAACAUUUCUGCUUGGCUUAACAACACUAUCUCUGACUUUCUGCUUCGAGAUGAUGUUUAUAUUCGGGAAUUUUCCACAGCGUUUUACUUGCAAGGUAUCAAGAGUGCUUACUUCGAUGUCAAUGCUGAAUCUCUACUUGAGGCCUUUGGAACUAACAACAUCUUUUGGGCCUCUCCCCAAAACGGUUCUAUACUUCCUGAUGGUCCGUAUUUUGCCACAGUCUCUGGGCUGCACCAAGCCUGGCGACUUUACGACGACCAUACAAACUCUUUCGUAUUACCGACUAUACCGUUUGUUAAUGACAGAGAUACAUAUGAGGUGCUCCCUGUCAAAGAUACGAACCCACUUGGCUCCAUGUCUAUCGCGGUGCCAUCUAGACUUUACUAUAAGCCUACGCCUGAACAGCCUCUUGCUGGCUACCGUGUCGCUGUGAAGGAUCAGUACGCCAUAAAGGGGCUCAUCACAACCUUUGGAAGUCGGUCAUACGCAAAGAUGUAUCCCCCUUCUAAUGUCACUUCCCAAGUUAUUCAGAAUCUUAUCGACUUGGGGGCCAUAAUCGUGGGCAAAACAAAGUUAUCACUUUUCGCCAGCCCACUGUUCACCGUCGCGCAGUGGCCCGAUUACUCUUUGCCAUUCAAUCCCCGUGGCGACUCCCACCUCAUUCCCGGGGCCUCUUCUGCUGGCUCGGGUGCUGCCAUAGCUGCGUACGAUUGGCUUGACUAUAGUAUUGGAGAGGAUACAGGAGGUUCCAUGCGCUUCCCUGCUGCUAUGAACGGUGUCUACGGGAUCCGUUCCACCAAGAAUAGCACCAAUAAUACUGCCACACAAUUUGGACCUUUUGAUGUCGCCGGCCAUUUUGCUCGUGAUGUCGACGCUUUCAAUCAUCUCGGUGGUGUUAUGUACUCCGAUCCCGGGAUCAAGAACUACACCAGGUUCCCCAAGAGGAUCCUCUUCCCUCAGGAGUACUGGGAAAACAUCAAUCCCGACUACGCCACAGCUUGCAACGACUACGUCAAGGAAUUGGAACAUUUUCUUGGAGUAAAACGUACUGUUAUUGACACAAAUUCUCUUUGGCAACGUCACUCAAAGCAAAACAUCAGCUUGGCUGGUUAUUUUGCGAACGUCAUUCCCUAUGUCUCAGGAACCAAUGAUUUUAUGGUUAAUUUCAGGAAGGACUACUUCGAACAAUUCGAAAGCUUCCCGUACGUGGCAGUGGACAAGCCGAGCAGCUCCUCUUUGAAACCCCAGAACGCCACAUUGGGGCAGAUGGGUCUCUCCCUGCAGGCCGAGUUCCAAAAGUUCUACCGGACGUCUGUCUUGGUGCCAGACAAGGAAACAUGCUCCGAGGCCAUCGUAGUGUUUCCCUUCAAUGGCAAUGGUGGCGUUCCAUGGUAUCGGGAUACGAACAUCUCCUAUUCCCAGGACGGCUACGCUCCGGCAUUACCUGGUUAUAUCAGCUGGAAUUUGCUCUCGGUCAUGAAUGAAAGCCCUGAGGUGACUGUUCCUGUUGGGGCUAUCAGAUACCAGAGCAAGAUUUCCCUGGUGGAAGAAGAGUAUCCGGCUGCAUUGGAGAUUCAAGGUGCUAGUGGCUGUGAUAAGAUGCUUUUGAACCUGAUCCGCGAAGUUACCUACGCCCAGGGACUACCGAAAGCUGUCAAAACAGGAAGCAAGAUGUAUUAG
Penicillium nucicola is the source of this 1851-nucleotide messenger RNA. Its product is annotated as amidase signature enzyme. The record is from RefSeq and is a predicted model, not a curated record. The transcript has 6 exons. NCBI's taxonomy places the organism in Eukaryota, Fungi, Ascomycota, Eurotiomycetes, Eurotiales, Aspergillaceae. Bases 1 to 1851 code for a protein of 616 amino acids.